CCGGAUUCUCAGAAGUAGGGCGAAGUAGGGCACUAGGGUGAAGUUUGGAAUACGAAGAGUAUUUGGGUUGAAAGUAUAAAUUCGUGAAAGAUAUAUUUUGGGUCAAAGUAGGGGCGUUUUUGCAAAUGAAACAGAAUUGGCUUUAUGAACUUAUUAGAGAGUACAAGUCACGUGAGCUGCGUGCUGCUCUCUGACCGAUUUAAUAACAUCUUGUUUUGAUGUUUAUGGGGCCUUCUUGGCAAACACUCAACUCUCUCUGGCUACUCGCUCGAAUGCAGCAGCUGCAAUGAGCCCUUAGCUUUCUUCUACCUUCAUUUCUUUGCAACACAGCUUUGGGCGCUCUGUUUUUUCUUUUGUUCAAUAUCUCUCUGUGUUUCAUGGCGUCGAAAAAGCCUCUGUUUUUCGUACUCUUAGCUUUUCAGUGUUUCUUCCUACUCACCAAUGCCAUUGUUGACCAAAAUGAGCAGAGCCCAGAAAGAGAAGCCCUGCUUUCUUUCAAGACCGCACUUGAAAACCCUGAAGUUCUCUCUUCAUGGAGGCAAUCCAUCCCACACUGCAACUGGGUCGGCGUCUCUUGCCAUCUCGGCCGAGUCACUUCACUCGCCCUUCCAACUCUGUCACUCAGAGGCACACUCCCUCCCUCGCUUUUCUCUCUCCCUAACCUCACCGUCCUUGACCUCUCCUCGAACCUCCUCCGCGGCCAAAUCCCACCUCAGAUUUCAAAGCUUCCAUCUUUAGUUUCCUUGGACAUAUCCAACAACUCUCUCUCUGGUACUCUUCCACCUGAAAUUGGUAGCUUGAAGAAUCUGACCGACCUCUACAUUGGCGCUAACCAUUUUUCGGGUCCAUUGCCUCCUGAAAUCGGUGACCUUUCACGGCUAGAGAAUCUUGAUUCUCCUUCAUGUUCCAUAACCGGUCCAUUGCCUGAAGAGUUAUCCAAGUUGGAAUCACUGAGUAAACUUGACCUCUCAUACAACCCAUUGAGAUGUUCCAUACCGAAAGCCAUCGGGAAGUUGCAGAAGUUGAGUAUUCUGAAUUUAGUAUUUGCUGAACUUUAUGGCUCUGUCCCUGCUGAGCUGGGAAACUGUAGGAAUUUGAAGACUUUAAUGCUUUCCUUCAAUUCGCUUUCUGGGUCGCUACCAGAGGAGGUUUCUGAGCUUCACGUUUUGACGUUUUCUGCUGAAAAGAACAAUCUUUCCGGACCAUUGCCUCCUUGGCUCGGAAACUGGCAUCAGGUUGAAUCAAUUUUGCUUUCGAGCAAUUCGUUUUCUGGGAAAAUCCCACCUGAGAUUGGGAAUUGUUCUACGCUUAGGUCCCUUAGUUUGAGCAGCAACAGGUUGUCGGGUCCAAUUCCAGCAGAGCUCUGUAAUGCGGUCUCGCUCGUAGAGAUUGAUUUGGAUAGUAAUUUCCUCUCAGGAACGAUUGAGAACACGUUUGUGAAGUGUAGGAACCUUACUCAGUUGGUUUUGGUCAAUAAUCAGAUUGCUGGGCCAAUCCCUGGUUACCUUUCAGAGCUUCCACUGAUGGUGCUCGACCUUGAUUCAAACAAUUUCACGGGUACAAUACCUACAAGUUUUUGGAGCUCGGUCAAUUUGAUGGAAUUUUCAGCUUCUAAUAACCAGUUGAGGGGUUCUCUAUCAAAGGAAAUUGGUAGGGCAGCUGCAUUGGAAAGGCUUGUUCUUAGUAACAAUCAGUUGACAGGCACUAUACCUAAGGAGAUUGGAAAUCUCAGUACCCUUUCUGUUCUUAACUUGAAUUCAAAUCUUCUUGAAGGAAACAUUCCGGCUGAGAUUGGCCGGUGCACAGGACUUACGACAUUGGAACUGGGAAACAACCAACUCAGUGGCUCUAUUCCGGUGGAGAUUGAGGACUUGGCUCAAUUGCAAUGCCUGGUACUUUCUCAUAAUAAGCUGUCUGGAUCAAUUCCUUCAAAGCCAUCCUCGUAUUUUCGGCAAGUUACUAUCCCUGAUUUGAGCUUUGUUCAACAUGUUGGAGUGCUUGAUUUGUCCUACAAUAGACUGUCUGGCACAAUACCUGAAGAUUUGGGUAACUGUGUUGUUCUGGUGGAUCUGUUGAUCAGCAACAACAUGCUGUCUGGGGGAAUUCCAAAAUCCCUCUCUCGCUUAACAAAUCUUACAACCUUGGAUUUGUCCGGCAACAUGCUUAGUGGUUCCAUUCCUCCAGAAUUUGGUGAAUCCCCCAAGCUUCAAGGCUUGUAUCUCGGAAAUAACCAGCUUACAAGCACCAUGCCUGGAAGCUUAGGUCGUUUGGGAAGUUUGGUAAAGCUUAAUCUGACUGGCAAUAAGUUAUCUGGUGCUGUGCCUAUAAGCUUUGGGAACUUGAAAGGGCUAACCCACUUAGAUUUAAGCUUUAACAAGCUGGAUGGUGAGCUCCCUUCAUCUCUUUCAAGCAUGCAGAAUCUUGUGGGGUUGUAUGUUCAGCAGAACAGGCUUUCUGGUCGUGUUGAUGGGCUCUUCUCAAAUUCCAUGGCUUGGAGGAUUGAAAAUAUGAACUUGAGCAAUAAUUUCUUUAAUGGGGAGCUGCCCCUUUCUUUGGGAAAUCUGUCCUACUUGACAUAUUUGGAUCUUCAUUCAAAUUUGUUUAGAGGAGAGAUUCCUCCAGACCUGGGGAAUCUGAUGCAACUGGAGUAUUUCGAUGUUUCAAGUAACAAGCUCUCUGGGCAGAUUCCAGAGAAAGUAUGCAGCCUCAACAAUCUGUUUUACUUGAACUUUGCAGAGAAUAGGUUGGAAGGGCCGAUUCCGAAGACUGGUAUUUGCCAGAAUCUGUCGAAAAUAUCACUUGCUGGUAAUAAAAGGUUGUGUGGGAGAAUCAUGAAUUUGGAUUGCCAAGUCAAAAGUUUUGAUAAGUCAGCUUUGUUGAAUGCUGGGGGAGUUGCAGCUAUUGUGGUUGGAAGUGCUCUGACAAUUGUUGUCGUAGCUUUAGCUUUAAUAAGAUGGGUUACCAGAAGCAGUCGUCAUGAUCCUGAAGAAACUGAAGAAAGCAAGUUAAGCAGUUUCUUAGAUCAUAAUCUCUAUUUCCUCAGUAGCAGCAGAUCAAAGGAACCUCUGAGCAUCAAUGUGGCCAUGUUUCAGCAGCCACUUCUGAAGCUAACUUUAGCUGAUAUACUUGAAGCCACCAACAAUUUCUGCAAGACAAACAUAAUUGGAGAUGGAGGCUUUGGAACUGUGUACAAGGCCACUUUGUCCAAUGGGAAAACAGUUGCAGUUAAGAAGCUAAGCGAGUAUAAAACCCAGGGACAUCGAGAAUUCAUUGCUGAAAUGGAAACCUUGGGUAAGGUAAACCACCAAAAUCUCGUUCCAUUGCUUGGGUACUGCUCUCUUGGUGAGGAGAAGCUCCUUGUUUAUGAGUAUAUGGUGAAUGGGAGCCUAGACAUUUGGCUGAGGAAUCGAACUGGAGAACUUGAAGUCCUGGAUUGGGACAGACGUUUUAAAAUUGCUUUGGGUGCAGCCCGUGGCCUGGCGUUUCUUCAUCAUGGUUUUAUUCCCCACAUCAUUCACAGGGAUAUUAAAGCCAGCAACAUCUUGCUCAAUGAAGACUUUGAGCCAAAGGUUGCAGACUUUGGACUUGCAAGAUUGAUCAGUGCUUGUGAGACUCACAUUUCAACUGACAUUGCAGGAACAUUUGGCUACAUCCCACCAGAGUAUGGACAAAGUGGGAGAUCUACCACAAAGGGAGAUGUCUAUAGCUUUGGUGUGAUAAUGCUUGAAUUGGUGACAGGGAAGGAGCCCACUGGACCUGACUUCAAAGAGAUGGAAGGCGGGAACUUGGUUGGUUGGGUUUUUCAAAAGAUGAAAAAGGGGCAAGCUGCCGAUGUUCUAGAUCCAAUCGUACUCAAUGCGGAUUCGAAGAGCAAGAUGCUUCAAGUGCUGGACAUUGCCCGUGUUUGCCUUUCUGAUAACCCUGCCAGCAGGCCAACCAUGCUUCAAGUGUUUAGUUCCUUGAAGGGAUCAAAGACGAGUAAAAUGUAGACUUGUCUAUGUGGUGGAGAGUGUAAUAGGUUUGUUGUUGUUAUGACAACAAUGAUGGUAAUGUAAAGUAGUUAGCAACAAGCGGUAGGACUUCUAAGUUGUAAUGCUAAUGCUAUAUUAGUCUGCUAACCUAAUCACAAGCCAGAAUUUCAA
Prunus mume (Japanese apricot) is the source of this 4142-nucleotide messenger RNA. RefSeq names its product Leucine-rich repeat transmembrane protein kinase (gene EMS1). Gene Ontology annotation, biological process: protein phosphorylation. Gene Ontology annotation, molecular function: ATP binding; protein kinase activity; protein binding. Lineage: Eukaryota; Viridiplantae; Streptophyta; Magnoliopsida; Rosales; Rosaceae. The record is from RefSeq and is a predicted model, not a curated record.